AGUUCAGUUGGCAUCGGACUUUCGUCUGGAGAGGAACGAUCGGUUGGAGUAGGGUUCAGUUAACACUCAACAAAAUCUCAAGAUGCAGAAGACCGCGGUAAAUGCUCUCCCAGAAGAGCCGAUUUCUAACGUUAAAAGAUUUCCCCGAGAGCUUCUCUAUCUCUGUGCAAUUCUCCUGAUGCUCGUGGCCUUAGUGGCCGGCUAUUCCCUUUGGGUGAUGACCCACACCACGAGUUCUCCGAACAAAAGCCUGCACAUACUCGAUCGCAGCGAAUGGCAGGGGGAACCCCCGAGCGGAAAGUACCCGCACCUUAAGCUGCCCGUCUCCAAUGUGAUUAUCCACCACACGGCCACCGAAGGAUGCGAACAGGAGGAUGUUUGCAUAUACCGAAUGCAGACCAUUCAGGCAUACCACAUGAAAUCUCUGGGCUGGGUCGACAUUGGCUACAACUUUCUGGUGGGAGGCGAUGGUCAAGUCUACGUGGGACGCGGUUGGCAUAUCCAGGGUCAGCAUGUCAAGGGAUACGGCGCUAUAUCCAUUAGUAUUGCCUUCAUCGGAACCUUUGUGAAUAUGGAGCCACCGAUGCGACAAAUUGAAGCUGCCCGGCGACUAAUGGAUGAGGGAGUACGACUUCAUAGACUGCAACCAGACUACCAUAUCUACGCCCACCGACAAGUCAGUCCCACCGAAAGUCCUGGCCAGAAGCUAUUCGAACUCAUGCAGAAUUGGCCUCGCUUUACGCCAGAUGCGACAUCACUGCGCCUCCUCAGCAAUGCCACCUUGAAGUUUGUCACACGACCUUAUUGGCUUGCCCAGCCACCAACGGUUGCGCUUAGUCCUCUAAAACUUCCUGUUGAGACUGUGAGAUUUGUAUCCACCAAUACUCAAUCCUGUGCCACCCAAGCCGAGUGCAUUUUCCGGGUGCGCCUCUUGCAAAGUCUUCAUAUCGAGAGCAUUGGCUACAAGGAUAUUAACUUUAAUUUCGUGGCGGCUGGAGAUGGCCACAUUUACGAGGGAAGAGGUUGGGACCACAGCUGUGAGGCCUCAAAAGAUGGAGAUGAUCACGAUCUCAAAGAACUUGUGGUGGCCUUUGUGGGUCCCUCAAGUGGCAAUAAAAAUCUAGCCCUAGAGCUAAUACAACAAGGCAUCAAACUGGGUCACAUAAGCAAGGAUUAUAGUCUAAUUGACGACUCAGAAAAGUCAUAGAAAACUGGAAGCAGGGGGGAAUGAAGCUUUACCAGUGCCAUCCCUGUGCCAUCUUUCCAAGUGAUAUUAAUUUAAGGACUAGCUUAAGUCAUCGAAGAUAUCUCAUACGGAAUACGUCAUUAGUCUCCUUUGUAUUUAUAGAAAUAAACAUGCCUUUAUUGAGUUUCAACA
Molecule: messenger RNA, 1378 nt
Organism: Drosophila takahashii
Lineage: Eukaryota; Metazoa; Arthropoda; Insecta; Diptera; Drosophilidae
Gene: PGRP-LF
Product: Peptidoglycan recognition protein LF
Biological process (GO): peptidoglycan catabolic process
Molecular function (GO): N-acetylmuramoyl-L-alanine amidase activity; zinc ion binding
Source: RefSeq, a predicted model, not a curated record